CCGGGCAAGGAGCGGGGGAGCCCGGGCAAGGAGCGGGGGGAGCCCGGGCAUGGGGUCCCUCCUCGCCCCCCUCAGCUGCCUCCUCGGCUUCCAGCUGCUGCUCAGCGCUGCGCACCCAGACUCCAAAGUUUUCCUCAUCUACAACACGGGUGCUCAGGGCUGCCUGGAGACCAAGGACUCCCUGGUGAGGUUAUCCAAGGUCUGCAAUUCCAGCAUUCCAGCCCAACAGUGGAAAUGGGUCUCUCGGAACCGGCUCUUCAACGUGGGGGCCAUGCAGUGCUUGGGGGUGUCUUGGCACGGGGCCAAUGGCACGGGGGGGACACAUCCCUUGGCCACCUACGAGUGUGACCGUGAAUCCAUCAACAUGCGCUGGAGCUGCCGGGGGCUGGGGGAGCAGCUUUCCCAACAUUUGGGUGCCCAGCCAGGGAAUUCCACCUUGGAAAGAGGGGAUCAGGCACGAGGAUCCCAGUGGAGAACCUAUGGCACCGAGGAGGACCUCUGCUCCGUGCCCUACUCUGAGAUUUACACCAUCCAGGGCAAUUCCCACGGGAAGCCCUGCACCAUCCCCUUCAAGUAUGACAACCAGUGGUUCCACGAGUGCACCAGCACGGGGCGGGAGGAUGGUCACCUCUGGUGUGCCACCACCCAGGACUAUGGCAAGGAUGAGAGAUGGGGGUUCUGCCCCAUAAAGAGCAAUGACUGUGAGACCUUCUGGGACAAGGACCACCUCACCAACAGCUGCUACCAGUUCAACUUCCAGUCCACACUCUCCUGGAGGGAGGCCUGGAAUAGUUGUGAGCAGCAAGGAGCCAACCUGCUCAGCAUCACCGAGAUCCACGAGCAGACCUACAUCAAUGGGUUGCUGACUGGGUACAGCUCCACUCUCUGGAUUGGGCUCAACGACCUGGACAUCAAUGGAGGAUGGCAGUGGUCAGACAACUCCCCCCUCAAGUACCUCAACUGGGAGAGUGACCAACCAGACAACCCCAGUGAGGAGAACUGUGGGGUGAUCAGGACAGAAUCUUCAGGGGGGUGGCAGAACCGGGACUGUGGCAUCGCCCUGCCCUAUGUCUGCAAGAAGAAACCCAAUGCCACCACUGACCCCUUCCUGACAGACUCGUGGGCAGAGGUGAAGGUGGAUUGUGAGCCCAGCUGGCAGCCCUUCCAGUCCAACUGCUACCGCCUGGUGGGAGAGAAGAAGAGUUGGCAGGAGGCAAAAAAAACCUGUCUGAGGAGUGGGGGGGACCUGGUCAGCAUCCACACCCUCUCCGAGCUGGAAUUUGUCACCAAACAGAUCAAACAAGAUGUGGAAGAGCUCUGGAUUGGCCUGAAUGACCUCAAGCUGCAAAUGAAUUUUGAGUGGUCGGAUGGGACACCUGUGAGGUUCACCUACUGGCAUCCCUUUGAGCCCAACAAUUUCCGUGACAGCCUGGAGGAUUGUGUGACCAUCUGGGGACCGGAAGGGAGGUGGAAUGACAGCCCCUGCAACCAGACCCUGCCAUCCAUCUGCAAAAAACCUGGUAGGGUGAGCCAGGAGAAGGAGGAGGAUGACCAUGGGUGCAGAAAGGGCUGGAAGUGGCACAGCCCUUCCUGCUUCUGGCUGGGUGAGGAUCGUGUCACCUACGGUGAUGCUCGCAAGACCUGUUCUGACUACAGCUCCACGUUGGUCACCAUCACCAACAGGUUCGAGCAGGCCUAUGUCAGCAGCCUCAUCUAUGGCUGGGAUGGGGAAUAUUUUUGGACAGCACUUCAGGACAUCAACAGGACGGGGGCUUUCCACUGGCUGAGUGGUGAUGAGGUCAUGUACACCCACUGGAACCGUGACCAGCCUGGUUACAACAAAGGUGGCUGCGUGGCCCUGGCCACUGGCAGCUCCGUGGGGCUGUGGGAGGUGAAGAACUGCAGCACCUUCAAGGCCAAGUACAUCUGCAGGCAGAACCUGGGAACCCCCGUCAACCCCGAGCUGCCCGGUCCCUACCCCACCCCCAGCCUCUCUGCCACUUGUCCCCUGGGAUGGAGCUCUGACUCCAAGCUCCGUCACUGCUACAAGGUGUUCAACUUUGAGAAAGUGCAGGAGAAGAAGACCUGGAUUGCAGCCCAGGGGUUUUGCCGGGAGCUGGGGGCUCAGCUGCUCAGCCUGGGCAGCUAUGAGGAGGAGCAUUUUGUCGCCAACACCCUCAACAAGAUUUUUGGGGAGUUGGAGCCAGAACUCCACGAGCAGCACUGGUUCUGGAUCGGCCUGAACCGACGGGACCCGGCGGGGGACAGGAGCUGGAAGUGGAGUGAUGGGCUGGGGGUGAUUUUCUACCACAACUUUGACCGCAGUAACUACGAUGACGAUGACAUCCGGACCUGUGCCGUGCUGGACCUUGCCUCCCUGCAGUGGAUGCCCAUGCAGUGUGAAGCCCAACUGGACUGGAUCUGCAAACUGCCCAAAGGUGCUGAUGUGAAGGAACCAGAGAUCCCAGCUGAAGGCAGCAAAGAAUGGGUGAAGUACCAGGAGGCUGAGUACAGGUUCUCUGAGGACCACUUGACCUGGGUCCAGGCUCAGCGCAUCUGUGGUUGGGUCCAGGCAGAGCUGGUGUCAGUGCACAGCGAGGCUGAGCUGCACUUCUUGGGCCAGAACCUGAAAAAGUUCUCCAGGGGACAGGAGCAGCACUGGUGGAUCGGGCUGCACACCCAGGAGAACGAUGGGAGGUUCAAGUGGUCUGAUGGAUCCCUCCUCAACUUCAUCUCCUGGGCACCGGGCAAGCCCAGGCCCAUCAACAAGGACAAGAAGUGUGUGUACAUGACAGCCAGCAGAGAGGACUGGGGGGACCAGAAGUGCCUGACAGCCCUGCCAUACAUCUGCAAGAGGAGCAAUGGGACCACCCCAAAGCCUUCCCCACCACCACUGCCCCCACCGACAAGUGGGGGCUGUCCCCCGGGCUGGGUCCCCUUCCUCAGUAAGUGUUUCAGCUUCAAUGGCCAUGACAAAGCUGAGAUGGUGAAGUGGCCCGAGGCACAACAGGCGUGUGAGAGCCAGGGGGCUGUCCUGGCCACCAUCGCCAGCCCCCUGGAGCAGGCUUUCAUCACCUCCAUGCUUCCCAACAUCUCCUUCGACCUCUGGAUCGGGCUCCGCCAAUCCCAGCGGGAAUUCCGGUGGGUGUCGGGGGAGCCUCUGCAGCACCUGAGCUGGGCACCUGGGGAGCCCUCGGGAGGGGGCACCCCGGGACCCCCUGACAAGCUGACCAACUGUGUGGUGGUGUGGCAUGGCUCCCCUCCCCACUUCACGGGGCGCUGGGACGACCGGAGCUGCCUGGAGGAGAAGCACGGCUACAUCUGCCAGCAGAGCAUGGACCCAUCCCUGAGCCCAGCACGGACCCUGUACCCCCCCUCUCCCACUGGCACCCUCUUUUACCACAACAGCACCUACCGCAUCCUGCAGAAACCCCUCCGGUGGCACGAGGCACUCCUGCUCUGUGAGACCCUUAAUGCCACCUUGGUCACCAUCCUGGAUCCCUACAGCCAAGCAUUCCUCACCCAGGCCAUCAGCAGCCUGAGGGCUCCACUCUGGAUUGGGUUGGCCAACAACCAGGGAGGUCGGAGCUACUCGUGGCUGACAGAAGAGAACCUCUUGUACAGCAGCUGGCAGGAUGGGGAGCCCCAGCAGGUCCCUGGCUGCUCCUACAUGGAUGUGGAUGGGAGCUGGCGCACAGCCAGCUGUGACACCAAGCUGCAGGGGGGCAUCUGCCAGCUCCGAGCAGAUGCCCCCCCCAUGCACAAGUGGAGCUACAGUGGGAGCUGCCCCAAAUCACUGGAGGACUCCUCCUGGAUCCCAUUCCGGGAUCAUUGCUACACCUUCCACAUGGAGGUCACCCUGGGGCAGAAGGAUGCCAUGAGGAGGUGCCAGAAAGUUGGUGGCUCAGUGUUGUCCAUCCAGGAUGAGAUGGAGAAUGUCUUUGUGUGGGAGCACCUCCAGGCGUACGAGGGCACUUCCAAAGGGGCCUGGCUGGGCAUGACCUUCAACCCCAAAGGUGGCACCUUGGUUUGGCAUGACCACACUGCUGUCAACUACUCCAACUGGGGCCAGCACGACACAGGGCCCAGCAUGCUCAGCCAGAACAGUUGCUACUGGAUCCAGAGCAGCAAUGGCCUGUGGCACCUGGGUUCCUGCACCAAUGUCACCAUGGGGGUCAUCUGCAAGAUCCCCCGAGUGGAGCAGAGCAGCUUCUCCAGGGCAGCCCUGCCAGAGAACACGACAGCCAUCGCCGUGGUGGUGGUGUCCGCGCUGGCUCUGAGCGCUGUCCUGGGGGUCUCCGUCUGUCUCUACAAGCGGCGGCGGAACGCGGAGCGCGGAGCCUUCGAAAGCGCCCGCUACAGCCGCACCACUUCCAACCCCAGCGAAUCCGCCGAGAAAAACAUCCUGGUGUCCGACAUGGAAAUGAACGAGCAGCAAGACUAA
Messenger RNA from Calypte anna (Anna's hummingbird), 4444 nucleotides. It is a transcript of the gene MRC2, whose product is annotated as mannose receptor C type 2. NCBI's taxonomy places the organism in Eukaryota, Metazoa, Chordata, Aves, Apodiformes, Trochilidae. The coding region runs from base 50 to 4444 and encodes 1464 amino acids. The record is from RefSeq and is a predicted model, not a curated record. The transcript has 30 exons. Gene Ontology annotation, molecular function: signaling receptor activity.